This is a messenger RNA of Gongylonema pulchrum, 297 nucleotides long. Lineage: Eukaryota; Metazoa; Nematoda; Chromadorea; Rhabditida; Gongylonematidae. The record is from the annotation of a GenBank genome assembly.
AUGCCAUUCGAGCAGAAUUCGAUGCUAACAAUCCUGCUCACAAUUGUGGUAUUGGUGCUACUGGAUCCGGAAUAUACGGUGGCUUAUAUAUCGGUGAACUAUGAGAUUGUGCUCAUCUACAUCAUAUCGUCGCUUACGCUUCUUUACUGCGUGGUAUCUAUCAUCAUGUAUGCAGUAGUGCAACGUCGAAGAAGUGACACGAGGGCACCCUCCCUCACCAAUUGCUCGAUUACUGUAAGUCCUCUUCCGAUAUCGUACUCAUUCAUCUAUAUGCUAUUUUUACAUCAUUGCUUAUGA